AUGCUUGGGAAGAAAGCUCCAGGGGCUACAAGUGGUCCUUUGGGGAAAGAAUCUAUCUCCCAGAACGAUCUCCCUGGUCGGAAAAAGCCAGACCUAAAGCCCACCAAAUCUGCACCCUCGAAGAAGUUACCUACUACGAAGCCCUUAUCAAUGUCAACCCACUCUGUAGGUUCUUCUGAGAAGUUGUCCCCAUCUCCAGGUCUGAAGAGCCCUAUCGAGCGCACACCUGUACAAAAGUCAGUGAAAAAGUCAGUCAAAAAGUCAGUCCCUUCACAAGAUGUCGAACCGGAAGAGACAAAUGUCGAAAAUGAAGAAGAAGUCCCAAGUGAAGCAAGCGCAGAAGACGCCAGUCCUGUCAAUUUGGUCGACAAUGAGCAGGAUGAGGAGCUUGAGCAGAGAAAAGAUGUAGUGGGUGAUGCAAAAGCGUCGGGAUCGACGGAGAAGUCUUAUUUUCAACGCGGCAAAGAUGCUGCAACUGGUCUUGCAAGUUUCGCUCGAACUGCGAACAAGGCUUAUUCUCAGCUACCUGUUUCGGUUCAACAACAGGUUAAAAGUCGCGUGCAAACCGGGGUGGGCAAGGUCAGGGAAACGACCCGCUUUGCUUCCGACGGUGCAGGAAAUGAAACUCGGGAGGUCACAGAGAUUACAGACGCAGCCCCUGACCUUCCGGCUGAUCUGUCUGCUCUGGCUGGUCUCAGCGUUGGAGAAGAUGGAAAUGUUCUCGAUGACAACGGCAAGGAAGUCGGUCAGCUGGUUGAAGGGGAAGCAGAAGAUCUUGCUGGGUAUACGAUCGGCGAGAACGGUGAAAUCCUCGACGACGAUGGCGAUCUGGUCGGGCGCGUGGAGCUCCUUGGUGACCAAAAUGAGCAGUCUGAUGCAUUACCAGAAAUCGAAGGUGCCUUUGGCGUGGAAGAUCUCGCAAACUUGCCCGUCACAAAAUUGGGUGCGGUCAAAGAUCAAUCCGGACGAGUGGUCGGCAGACUCAUUGAGGGGGAUGCCGAAGAUUUGGUCGGUUCAACCGUGAAUGAUAAAGGCGAAAUAUUGGACGAUGGUGGAGAUUUGAUCGGUCGUGUUGAGCCCGUCUCCGUGGACGAUAUCGGAGAAGACCUGGGAGAAGGAAAGGAAUCACAAGGUGUCUCGCUACCUGGCCUUUCAAUUCUCAAGGACAAAAUUAUCAAUGAGGAGGGCGAGAUACGAGACGAGGAUGGUGGUCUCGUUGGUCAAAUAAAAGAAGUCCAAGAAGGCAAAUCUUUGGUGGGCAAAGUGCCCAAUGAACAAGGUCAAGUUCUAGAUGAAGAUGGGGAAACUAUAGGACUUGUCGAGGUUGUCUUUGGGGCGAGCGCUGAAAAGGCAAUGCGCAGGCUGGGAGAUGAAUCGGAAAAGACUGAAGCACCCGACACGUCUAUUCUCAAUGGCCUUCAAGUCGAUGACACAGGCCAAAUCGUCGACCAAAGUGGCACUGCUUUUGGCGUGUUAGACAGUGGUGAAUUAUCGGAAGUCACCGGGAUGUCUGUCAACGACAAAGGGCUGAUACUAGAUGACGAUGGCAACAUCGUGGGAAAGGCCCGACCGUUGGAUGAAGAAGCUAUCGAAAAAUCGAAAGCCGCCAAAGAUACCGACGAGGCGCUGUCACCACUCUCCGAGCUUGAAGGCUUGAAAUGCAAUAAAUUUGGCAAAAUCGUCAACGAAAGUGGAAAACCCAUUGGUGAACUAUUCGAAGGUGAUCCAAGAAAGCUCGCUCGAUCAGGUGCACAGCUUGAUGAUCAAGGCCGGUUUUGGGACGACAGGGGCAAUGUGAUCGGCAAAGUUCAUACACUUCCCACGGAAGAAGAAGGAGGACCAUUUGCCGACUUUGAGGAGCCUUUUGUCACAGGUGAAGGCGACAUCCACGAUACAUACGGCCAGAAAGUCGGCAUUCUUGUGGAAGGCGAGAUUCGCAAAGUACUUGGACGAGCUGUGGAUGACGAUGGUGAUAUAUUGGAUAAAAAUGGCAAUAUCUUGGGUCGCGCAGAGCCUUGGGAGGAACCCGAGCCCGAAAGCGAGCCUGAACCAGAGGCGGUCGACCUUUCGGAAUUAGAAGGCCUCAAUGUGAACAAAAUAGGCAAUGUGACAGGGCCUGACGGAAUACCCAUAGCUCGUCUUAGCGAAGGUGAUCCAAAGGCAGUGAGAGGCAGGAAAAUCGACGCUUAUGGACAAAUCUGGGGUGAUGAUGGAGAGGUCCUCGGACGAGUCACACUUAUUCCCGAGGAGGAGCGUGAAAACUUGACUCCAUUUGGGGAUUACCACGAUUUGGUAGUUCGGAAAAAUGGUCAUGUUGAGGAUGAAGACGGCAACAUUGUUGGAAGGAUAAUUGAAGGUGAUCCUCAAAAAUUGCAGGGUCGCGCUGUGGACGAGGAUGGAGAUAUUGUUGACAAGCGAGGCAAUGUUGAAGGACGGGCCGAGCCAUAUACUCCACCUGAAGAGGAUGAACAAGAAGAGGAGGAGAGCCUAUCGAUCCUUGAAGGGAUGAAGGUCAACAAAAUGGGCAACAUAGUUGACGAAAAUGGUUCAGUCUGGGGGCGAAUUACUUCCGGUAAUCCCAAGAAACUUGCCGGGAAGCAAGUUGAUGCGGAAGGUCAAAUCUGGAGCGACGAUGGGCACAUUCUGAGCCUCGCUGAACUUGUUCCGGCUAGUGAGCGAGAAGAAGCCGAGGGUAUUUUCUAUGGCCUUGAAGGCCUGGUGGUCACCAAAGAUGGAACAAUCGUCGAUUCGACAGACCAAGUUGUCGGCAGGCUAGUCGAAGGAGACCUUGUUCGGCUCAAGGGCCGUGCCGUUGAUGAAGAUGGAGAAAUCAUCGAUAAAGUUGGAAAUAUUAUUGGCCGCUCAGAACGAUGGACUCCGGAGGAAAUCCCGCGCGAUGUUAGUCCAAUGAGUGGCAGGAAGGUCACCCGAGAGGGAGAAAUUCGCGACGAGGAUGGCAAUCUGAUUGGCCGAUUGACCGAGGGCAACUUAAAGGCCCUGGUAGGUAAAGCCGUUGAUGAUAAUGGGUAUAUUAUGGACAACGAUGGGAACAAAAUCGGAGAAUGCACGCUAUUGGAGAACAUACCUGACGAGCCCGAGGAAGUCGAGGAGCUUGAGGAACCCGAGGAACCAGCCUUGUCUGCUGAAGAAAUCGAACAGCAGGAAAAAGAAGAGCAUGAACGAGAUUUGGCAAAGAAAAUGUCUGCGAUUGUGCAGCAGACACUAGACUCUGUUGAGCCUCUCUGUAAACAAAUCACCGAGCAUAUUGAGCGAGCCGAUCGAACACCACGAGAGGAGCUUGACGAGGAGCAACUCGUGAAGACCGUGAAGCCUCUCAUCGAAGACGCUGGAAACAUGUUACAGGAAUGCAAGGGUGCCCUUCGCGCUCUGGACCCCGACGGUCAAAUCGCGGCGUCCGCUAAAGCUCGCAGUGUGUCUCACGAGGCGACAUCUGAAGAAUACCAAUUGGCCGAUUUGUUGAAACAACUGUCUCAAACCAUUUCCACCACAAUUGACAAUGGUCGAAAGCGCAUUGCCGAUAUGCCGCAUGCGAAGAAAAAGCUCAAUCCUCUGUGGUCUUUGCUUUCUGAGCCCCUUUUCCAGAUUAUUGCAGCCGUAGGCCUGCUUCUCAGUGGAGUGGUUGGUCUUCUUGGGAAUCUGCUCAACGGCCUUGGACUUGGAGGUCUUGUCCGUGGACUUUUUGGGGGUUUGGGAAUUGAUAAUCUUCUAGGUGGGCUUGGUCUCAAAUAA
This is a messenger RNA of Penicillium verhagenii, 3750 nucleotides long. Its product is annotated as DUF3659 domain-containing protein. The transcript is spliced from 2 exons. Bases 1 to 3750 code for a protein of 1249 amino acids. Lineage: Eukaryota; Fungi; Ascomycota; Eurotiomycetes; Eurotiales; Aspergillaceae. The record is from RefSeq and is a predicted model, not a curated record.